AUGGAAUAAUUAGCUGAUUAAUUGAUCAAUUAGAAUUAAUACGAAGAAGCAUUCGAUCUUUAUCAGUAAUGUGAAUAAUCAUCCCCAAUACUGAUAAAACAAGCCUAACUGGCCACCAAGAUUGGACUAUUUAAACAGGCCAUCAACUUUUAUUAAUUGGCAUAUCAAAAAGGAGAGAAAAGGAAUGAACUGCUAAUCAAGAUAGGUAAACAUUAAAGAAUACAAGCACAUAAGGGAAAUUGUAAACUCAAAUAGGCAACUAUACUUAGGCCAUCCAAACUUAUAACCAAAUCUUGAAUGUUGAUGAAAACAAUCCCAUAGCUAUGGGUGAAUUAGGUUUAAACUUAAAAUAUGAUAGGAUAUACUCUUUACUGCAAGGAGGAUCAUGUAUAAGCUAUCUCUCAAUUUACAAAAUGCUCCAAAUAUAUUUCUAUAGUUCCUAAAUUCCUUAGUAAAUUAGGAGAAGAACUUAAAAGUGAAUAUAAAUAUAAUACUGCCAAACUCUACUAUUUGACAGCCUAUUAGAUUAAAAAGGACUUUAAAGAUUCUCUAUUUGGAUUGAUUGACACUUGUCUUAAACUAGAAGAGUAUGAAUAGUCUUUAUAAUAUUGCCAAAUUCUUUUGUAAUUGGAUCCUAAUUGUAUUAUAGCAAAUUUAAGAAAAUGUAUGUAAUUUAUAAUCUUGAAGUAAAACUAAAGAUCCUCACUAAUAAGAUUGAAGAAGCUGAACAAGUAGCUAAUUAAUUAGAUGGAGUUCCUCUUAAUUAUUAGACUGAAUAUUAAUUGGUUGACUUGAAAGGCUUAAUACUAUUUAAGAAAUAAUAAUAUUUGGAUUGCAUAGCUUACCUAAAAGAUUUCAUAGAAUAAGACCAAUAUUAAAUAAAAUUGAUAGUCACCGUGGCUAAAUGCUAUUACAAGCUUGAAAGAUAUGAAGAGGCGCUCAAUCAAUUGGAAAUGGUAUUUGAUGUUUAUCAGCAUUAUUAUCCAGCAUUAUAAUUGUAGUGUAAAAAUACAUUCUUUGCUUAGAUGA
Molecule: messenger RNA, 1029 nt
Organism: Paramecium octaurelia
Lineage: Eukaryota; Ciliophora; Oligohymenophorea; Peniculida; Parameciidae
Source: the annotation of a GenBank genome assembly